AUGAGGUGGUUAAUUGUUUCUCUCGUAACAACCAUUGUUAUAAGCACUUGUUUUUGUGUCCGUUACGAGCCUAAUUGGGCUUCCAUUGACUCGAGACCUCUACCAGGAUGGUAUGAUGAUGUUAAAUUAGGUAUAUUUAUCCAUUGGGGUGUGUUUUCUGUUCCAAGUUAUUCACGUAAAUUAAUGCCAGCAUGGUUUUGGUUGUAUCUGAGAGAAAUGAAACUACCAGACUAUAUAGAAUUUAUGGAAAAGAAUUACAGACCUGGCUUCACAUACGCCGAUUUUGCUCCUCAGCUGACUGCAGAAUUUUUUGAUGCAAAUCGUUGGGCAGAAAUUUUUCAGUCCUCUGGGGCAGAAUAUAUAGUAUUUACCGCUAAACAUCAUGAAGGAUACACCAACUGGCCUUCAAAAUAUUCUUUCAAUUGGAAUUCUAUGGCAGUUGGUCCUCAUAAAGAUAUAGUUGGUGAACUGGCAGCUGCAAUCAAGAUGAAUACAUCCCUACAUUUUGGAUUGUAUCACUCUUUAUUUGAAUGGUUCAACCCCCUUUACUUACAAGAUAAAGCAAACAACUACACAACGUCUUAUUUCGUAGACCGAAAAACUUUACCAGAAUUAUAUGAAUUAAUAAACACUUAUCAACCUGAAGUUAUUUGGUCUGAUGGCGAUUGGGAGGCAAAUAGUUCUUACUGGAAAUCUACGGAAUUCUUAGCUUGGCUUUAUAAUGAUAGUCCAGUAAAAGAUACAGUUGUCACCAAUGAUAGAUGGGGUAAAGAUUCCACAUGUCAUCAUGGCGGGUAUCUGACAUGCGCAGAUAGGUAUCAACCAGGGAAACUACAGAAAAGAAAGUGGGAAAAUGCUAUGACUAUUGAUGGCCAGGCCUGGGGUUUUAGAAGAGAUGUAACUUAUUCACAGUUUCUGUCCAUCCAUACAUUGAUUUCUACAUUUGUAGAAACUGUCAGUUGUGGAGGGAAUAUGUUAAUGAAUGUUGGACCAACCAAAGAGGGUUUCAUAGACCCUAUAUUUGAAGAGAGACUUUGGCAAUUUGGUGAAUGGAUGAAAGUCAACGGCGAAGCUAUCAGAGGUACCAGACCAUGGAAAGCACAGAAUGACACCAUUAACUCUAACAUUUGGUACACUAUGAAAGGAUCUGAUGUGUAUGCUAUAGUUUUGGAGUGGCCACAAGGUGAUACAUUAACUCUUGGUUCACCAAUACCAUCAACAAGUACCACAAUUAAUUUACUAGGUUAUCCUGAUCAGUUUCAAUAUACUACAAGACCUAGUGGUGGUAUUGAUAUCAAGAUUCCACCCAUUCCUGCAAAUAAAAUGCCAUGUCAGUGGGUGUGGUCAUUUGUUAUAACUGGUUUGAUGAAUUAA
Messenger RNA from Lottia gigantea (owl limpet), 1374 nucleotides. RefSeq lists its product as hypothetical. Gene Ontology annotation, molecular function: alpha-L-fucosidase activity. Bases 1 to 1374 code for a protein of 457 amino acids. Gene Ontology annotation, biological process: glycoside catabolic process; fucose metabolic process. NCBI's taxonomy places the organism in Eukaryota, Metazoa, Mollusca, Gastropoda, Lottiidae. The transcript has 8 exons. The record is from RefSeq and is a predicted model, not a curated record. Gene Ontology annotation, cellular component: lysosome.